This is a messenger RNA of Paramecium sonneborni, 473 nucleotides long. Lineage: Eukaryota; Ciliophora; Oligohymenophorea; Peniculida; Parameciidae. The record is from the annotation of a GenBank genome assembly.
AUAUAUGAUGGCAGUUCUUUUUUUGAUAGGCAAAGGUAUUGAAAAAUCUAAUGUGAUAAAUGAAUUAUUAACUAAAUUAGAGGGUAAACCAAAUUAUUAAAUGGCAUCUCAUUAUCCUUUGGUUAUAUUUGAUUGUUAAUUUAAAUAAGAAUUAUGGAAUCUUAAUUUAGAAUGUCAUACUCAAUUUAUUCAAGGUGUAUAUGAAAAUUUAAGAGAAACACUUUCCAAAAAAUAUAUAGAAUAUUUGCAUUUUUAUUCUAUGGGAGCUGCUUUAUUAAAAGUUCCUGUCCCAGAUAAUAAAAACAAAAUUGAUGAAAAAAAAUCACUUAUAUUUUAAAAAUCAGGAGAUACUGUUGAAGGAACUAUAUAAAAUUUAAAAGGAAAAAGAAUAGAAAAAUAUGAUAUUAAAAUUCAAAAAGUUAAAGAAUAUUAAGAAAGAUGUUUACAAAAAAAUUAAUUUGAAAAUUAAUGAU